Messenger RNA from Xylona heveae TC161, 609 nucleotides. RefSeq names its product LSM-domain-containing protein. Gene Ontology annotation, molecular function: RNA binding. Gene Ontology annotation, cellular component: U6 snRNP; U4/U6 x U5 tri-snRNP complex; Lsm1-7-Pat1 complex. Gene Ontology annotation, biological process: mRNA splicing, via spliceosome. The record is from RefSeq and is a predicted model, not a curated record. The transcript has 6 exons. Bases 60 to 314 code for a protein of 84 amino acids. Lineage: Eukaryota; Fungi; Ascomycota; Xylonomycetes; Xylonales; Xylonaceae.
CGCAUUUGCAUCAAUCACGAGUUCUAGCUCAAUAAAUCUCCGACAAUUAUCCAUUAAAAAUGGCAUCACAACUCUUGCCCCUAGAAUUGAUUGACAAGUGUGUGGGCUCAAGGAUAUGGGUGGUCAUGAAAGGCGACAAAGAAUUUAGUGGCACGCUAUUAGGCUUUGAUGACUACGUCAACAUGGUUCUUGAAGAUGUGACCGAAUUUGAUUAUACUGGAUCACAGACCAAAUUGCCCAAGAUUCUAUUAAACGGCAACAACAUUUGCAUGCUCGUACCAGGGGGCGAAGGCCCUGUGGCUGCUACAGCCUGAUUUUAGCUCUAAUACAUCAAAGAGCUGUAACUCAUGGGUCUUGUUAUUCGAAUUGCUGGGCGUUUAAGGUUGGAGCUUAAUGCUUUCCAAUGAGCUCUCACGAAAGUCACAUGCAUUUGGUCACUGCUUAAAUAAAAAAAGAAAGUUUUAUUCUGCAAUAAAUCUAUAAAUCCACCUCACUUCUCAAUCUACCCUAAUGGGAUUUCUCCUCUCUGCUGGCAAAGCAUCACCGAGGCUUAAAUGCACGAAGUACUGUUAUCUCGGUGGAGGUUGACAAUUUUUUCGUGAAGUCGGG